AUGCUUACCCUAGACGCGUCAGGCAAUAAGCCGACGUUUUCGUUCGGCACACAGAGCGCGGCAUCGACAUCCUCGACGCCUGCCUUCUCGUUUGGCGGAGCGAGCACUACGCCCAGCACGGCGACUGGCACUGACCAACCGAAACUUAGCAGUGGCUUUUCUUUCGGGGGUGCUGCUGCUUCAACGACGCCUGCUUCUCAGCCUCCGACAAAUCUCUUUGGCCAAAAGCCGGCCGCCAGUGGUCCUUCCUCGGGCUUGUUUGGUGCGCCCAAGCCGAGUACUGAGGGCGGCACAGGCGCCUUUAGUUUUGGUGCUAAGCCUGCGGACACCACGCCUGCCGCGGGUGCAUUUGGAAAUGGCUCCUCUGCGGCCCCGUCCUCUGGUGGUUUCUCGUUUGGUGCCAAGCCUGCGGAGAAGAAAGAGCCAGCUUCCACUGGCUUUAGUUUCGGCGCCAAGCCUGAAGAGAAGAAGGACGAGCCAAAGUCGCUAGGUGGCUUUAGUUUCGGUGCUCCACCCGCUGAGAAGAAGGAAGAGCCGAAACCUUCGGGCUUUAGCUUCGGAACUAAGCCUGACCAGAAGGCCGAGAAUAAGACGGCAGGCUUUAGCUUCGGCGCAAAACCCGAGGCCCCCAAGACGUCUGGAUUUAGCUUUGCGGCACCCGAGAAGGAUGGACCAAAGCCAGCGACCGGCUUUAGCUUUGGCUCUAAGCCAGAGGAGAAAAAGGAGGAGCCCAAGACAGCCGGCUUUAGCUUUGGCGCACCGCCCGAGAAAAAGGACGAGCCCAAGUCGCUAGGUGGCUUCAGCUUUGGGGCGAAACCCACCGAGAAGAACGAGUCCAAACCGUCAGGUGGUUUCAGCUUCGGCGCCAAGCCAGAGGAGAAAAAAGAAGAGCCCAAGCCGGCAGGUGGCUUCAGCUUUGGCACCAAGCCAGAGGAGAAAAAGGAAGAGCCCAAGCCGGCAGGUGGCUUCAGCUUUGGCACCAAGCCAGAGGAGAAAAAAGAAGAGCCCAAGCCGGCAGGUGGCUUCAGUUUCGGUGCCAAGCCCGCCGAAAAGCAGGACGGGCCCAAGCCAGCGGGUGGCUUUAGCUUCGGCACCAAGCCUGAGGAGAAAAAAGAAGAGCCCAAGCCGGCAGGCGGCUUUAGUUUUGGUGCUAAACCUGCCGAGAAGAAAGACGAGUCCAAGCCAGCAGGUGGCUUCAGUUUCGGUGCCAAACCUACCGAGAAGAAGGACGACCCCAAGCCAGCGGGCGGCUUCAGUUUCGGCGGCGCGGGUGGCAAGCCGACGGAGUCCAACCCAGCUGGACCGAGCGCUAGUGCUACGUCUGGGACGGGCUUUUCUUUUGGCAAGCCGGCAGAGACAAAGUCCAACGAUACUGCGCCAUCGACGAGUGGUGGAUUCUCAUUUGGAAAGCCUGCCGACUCUGGCAGUGGAGGAUCCGCUCCGUCUACCAACCUGUUCGACAAAUCUUCUGCCGAAAAGACAGGCACGUCGACGGCUACCGCUACAAAGCCUGGUGCUGCGGCAGCGGCGGCUCCCUCGCUUCUUCGAGGAAAGAGCAUGGAAGAUAUUGUGAAAAUGUGGCAAGAUGAGCUUGAUGCAUCGAUCAAGGAGUUUAGUUUGCAAGCCGGCGAGGUGGCGGCCUGGGACCGAGUGCUGCUCAAGGGCGCCGACGAGAUCUCCAAGCUUGUAACACAAGUGUCUCAAGCUGAAGAGCGACACACAGGGAUCGAGCAGACGCUGGACCAUGUUGAGCAACAGCAGGCUGAGUUGAAUGCUCUGCUGGAUGCCUACGAGGCCCAGCGGAAAGACCUCCUGCAGUCCGCAGGAGCACAGCCGCGCGGCGAUGUGGGCACGGCUGAUGUGGAACGUGAAAAGGCCUAUUCGCUGGCGGAGAGUCUCAAUGCGCAGUUGGACGACAUGUCGCGAAACCUUGUGUCCAUGAUUGAGGAGGUGAAUCAGAUGACAGCCCCAUCAGGCUCUUCGACGAGCACGCGCGAUCUGGUGGAUGCCUCUCCACAAGCACUUAACUCGAUGCGCAUCGGUGGUCGGGAGACGAGCGUCGGAUAUGAAGAUCCCAUUAUGCAGAUCUCUGCGAUUCUGAACGCGCAUCUCGGGAGCCUCAAAUGGAUCGAUGAGCAUACCACGUCCCUGCGUGAUCGUUUGGAAGCAUUGCGUCGCGGACAGACAGAAAAGGCUGUCUCUCAUGACGCCUUGCGUUCCAGUGUGGGCCCCGAUGCGCCGCGCAGCUCGACACCCAACCGCUCGCUUCGCGAGUCCAGCGUGGCUUGGCCGCGCCAUGUAGGCUAUUAG
Messenger RNA from Malassezia sympodialis ATCC 42132, 2310 nucleotides. RefSeq lists its product as uncharacterized. Gene Ontology annotation, biological process: RNA export from nucleus; protein import into nucleus. Gene Ontology annotation, cellular component: nuclear pore central transport channel; nuclear pore. Gene Ontology annotation, molecular function: phospholipid binding; structural constituent of nuclear pore. Lineage: Eukaryota; Fungi; Basidiomycota; Malasseziomycetes; Malasseziales; Malasseziaceae. The record is from RefSeq and is a predicted model, not a curated record. Bases 1 to 2310 code for a protein of 769 amino acids. The transcript is spliced from 2 exons.